AUGUCUUCAAUCGAGAACUCCGUUGAAGUUUCGAAAACUGACGAAGGUAUUACAACCAUAACCAUCAACCGACCACAUAGGCGCAAUGCAAUCGAUCAUCAUUCAACGGCCGAGAAGCUUUACCAUGCCAUUCUCGAUUUCGAGAAUGAUGAGACCCAAAAAAUAGGUAUUUUGUAUGGCGCCGGGGGAACUUUCUGGUCUGGAUUCGAUCUACAUGAAGUAGCUAAGAUAUCUACUUCUACUGCUAAAAGUAGGGAUGGGGAAGACGGUCGAUAUAAAGGACCCAGAUUCGACGUUGAAGCCGAUCGCGUUCAAGGCCGAAAUGCAGGUCCCAUUGGGCCCUCUCGUCUGCAAGUACGCAAACCCCUGAUCGGUGCAGUGGCAGGGUAUGCAGUUGCAGAUGGACUGGAACUAAGCCUCAUCGCGGAUCUUCGCGUCGCCGAGGAAAACGCUAUUUUCGGAGUAUUCUGUCGACGGUUUGGCGUGCCGCUGAUUGAUGGCGGCACCGUGCGGCUACAGGCCAUCGUUGGGCUAGGCCGCGCGCUGGAUAUGAUUUUGACGGGGCGAGCUGUCACAGCACAAGAGGGUUUGCAGAUGGGUCUUGUGAAUCGGGUUGUUGGUAAGGGCGAGGCAUUAGCUGAAGCUUUGAAAAUUGCCAGACAACUCGUCGCAUUUCCACAAAUGUGCAUGAGCGUGGAUCGGGCGUCAUGCUAUUAUGCUACAUACGAAGCCAGUUCCUUUGAAGAUGCAAUGAAGAAUGAAUUCAAGAACGGAAAGAGAGUUAUAAUGGAAGAGGGUGUUCACGGGGCAGCCAUGUUCGCGGCAGGCGUUGGAAGGCACGGAUCAAACAUAUAA
Molecule: messenger RNA, 855 nt
Organism: Talaromyces marneffei
Lineage: Eukaryota; Fungi; Ascomycota; Eurotiomycetes; Eurotiales; Trichocomaceae
Exons: 1
Coding region: 1-855 (284 amino acids)
Source: RefSeq, a predicted model, not a curated record